Molecule: messenger RNA, 2412 nt
Organism: Stylophora pistillata
Lineage: Eukaryota; Metazoa; Cnidaria; Anthozoa; Scleractinia; Pocilloporidae
Product: roundabout homolog 1-like
Molecular function (GO): extracellular matrix structural constituent
Source: RefSeq, a predicted model, not a curated record
GCUGUAAAGCAAACUUAUCAUCUACGUGGAACUAGCAAUCCAAAAGAUCAGUGAUUUCACCUUUCGCUGAUUGUUGGCGUCCUUGCAGCCUUGCUGACAAACAUUAUGGAGAAACCGAAACCAACACAGUCUUCCAAAUUGCUUGUAUUUCUUACGGUAACCUGUCUUGCAGGAUUAAUUCAUGUUGAAGUUGAACUUUAUGCUUAUCGACAAAUGCUUCAAUUAUUGAAUCGCCCGACAGAAAAAAACCUCGGGAUACAAAGAGCAGAGAGUGACGAAAAAUUGUCGUCGAUGAACUCAUUUUACAGUGACUCAAAUAAAGAUUUACACAUCUGUCACAAGCGCCGUGCACAAACCAUUGACAAGGGAACAAAUUGCAGCGACAGUAUCGAUCACGAAGUCAUCAAAAAGGAAGUGAAACUCGCUUUGAGCAGCAUAACCUGCAAGGUUCGUUGCCCCAAAAGCAAUAAAGGAAAACGAGGAAGGCCUGGUUCCAGAAGUCCUCCUGGAAAGCAUGGAUUGCCAGGGCCACCUGGGAUCUAAGGCCCCGAAGGAAACCAGGGCCCCCCGGGUAUUCAGGGACCUCCUGGGCCUAGGGGUCCCCCCGGAGUCAAGGGAGAUCCUGGUAAAACUAUCUCUGCCCCAUCCAUUAGGGUACCUCCUACAUCAAUAGUGGUGAACGAAACAAAUAAAGCCUCACUUCAGUGUUUGGUCGAAGGAAAUCCAGAACCAAUGGUCAAGUGGCUGAAGCAGAAUUCCAGUCUUCCCAAAGAGAAGCGCAUUGUGCAAUCCCGUGGAGAUCUUUUGAUUAUGGAUGUGACGUCACGGGAUAAUGGAAUGUACACUUGUGUGGCGAAAAAUAUCUUGGGAGUGAUGAAAGCCUCGGCUACAUUGACAGUUCAAGUUGCCCCAAAGAUUAUUCAGAAACCUUCGUCAGUAAACGUCGAGGAAGGGAAAAACUUAACCUUGCUCUGCAAAGCCAUUGGUCAGCCAACACCGACAAUCGCUUGGCGAAAAGCGUUCGGACAGUUGCCGAGAAGGAAGACAGCAGUUGUUAAUGGAAACCUGAUAAUAACAAAUAUUGCAAAGGUAGAUAUUGGAGCUUACGCAUGUGUCGCAAAAAACAUCAUCGGAGAAGAUUCCGCUGUCGCUCUUGUGGUAGUUAGCAGCGGACUUAAAUUUACAUUGAAACCUCCUGAGAAAGUAGCGGCAUCAGCCCUCAGUAACGUAAUGCUUAACUGUGCAGCUCAAGGUUCAUCAGAUAUUCAAUGGAUAAAGGUCGGUCGUGGUCUCGCGUCAAAUCAUGUUCUUUAUCCAAACGGAACUUUGCUACUAAGGAAAGUUAGUCUUGAUGACACUGGGACUUAUUCGUGCUUGGCAAAAAAUUCAAGGCGUUUUAUAGAGGUAAAAACUGUAGUUAAAGUGCUAAGGCCCAUGUCAUCUUGCAGCAGACUAAAGACAGCCUUAAGUGGAAUAUCCUCAGGUACUUAUACGAUUGACUCUGAUGGCAACGGAGGCUUGACGCCCUUCAGUGUCUACUGUGACAUGAGUGACAAAGGCGGAGUUGGCGUGACGGUCAUUAGUCACGACAGUGAAGAAAGAACUCAUGUUGGUGGUCAGGAUGGAUGUGAAAGCAACGGAUGUUACAGUAAAGAUGUGCAAUACAGUGGAGUCAGCACCGAUCAGCUGUCAGCAAUUACACGAGUCUCACAAAAUUGUGAACAGUUUAUUAAGUUUGAGUGUAAAAAUGACGUAUCUUUUCUAGAAGAAGGAAGUGGCUGGUGGAUGUCACGUGAUGGAAAACGUAUGAACUACUGGGGUGGAGCAACAGGACAUGAAAAGAUGUGCGAGUGCGGAGUAAAAAAUUCCUGUUCAAGUGGUUACAAGUGUAACUGCCACGGUGAAUUUCCAAGACUGUCCAACGUUGGCUGGAGAGAGGACGGUGGUCUGUUGACAGACAAGUCUUCUCUUCCCGUGUCACAAAUCAGACUCGGUGACCUCGGAGAUUGGCCACAGGAAGAGGGAUACUACACAAUAGGAAAACUGAAGUGUUAUGGAUAAAAGAAACGCAGAAACGAUAGUAACAGAAACGUUUCCACGAAAACUCUAACACUGGACUGAAUAUGUUAAUGCUUAAGACUUCUUUAGUUAGUUCUGUUCCAUAAAUCAAUUACCUGGCUGGUAUAGGACAUUAUCCAAACAACAAAAGGACAUUCGAUGCACAACGAUUUUUCUCAGUUUUUCUUUAAGGACUAGGCUGUCACCCGUCCCGACCCAAACCUCGAGCUCCCUCGCUUUAUCAAUCGCUGCUUCUGUCGCACAGUUGACUAUUUCGCUACUUUUUACUAGCUAAACGCCUCGAAAAGGCUAAGAAAUUAAUCAAAAUUCUCUAAAGAGUCUCCACAUAGUUGA